Talaromyces rugulosus is the source of this 1368-nucleotide messenger RNA. RefSeq lists its product as uncharacterized. Gene Ontology annotation, molecular function: homogentisate 1,2-dioxygenase activity. Lineage: Eukaryota; Fungi; Ascomycota; Eurotiomycetes; Eurotiales; Trichocomaceae. The record is from RefSeq and is a predicted model, not a curated record. The coding region runs from base 1 to 1368 and encodes 455 amino acids. The transcript is spliced from 2 exons. Gene Ontology annotation, biological process: L-phenylalanine catabolic process. Gene Ontology annotation, cellular component: cytoplasm.
AUGCCCCUCACAAAAUUUGAGAUACUGGAGAGAUAUGCGUACCAGACAGGUUUUCUUGCCAAUCUAGAAACCGAGGCCAUUCCAGGAGCCUUACCUAUCGGACAGAACUCGCCUCAAAAAUGUCCGUACGGACUCUAUGCUGAGAAGAUCUCAGGUACUGCGUUUACAGCACCACGAUGGGAGAAUCAACAGACAUGGGUGUAUCGAAUUAUCCCAUCGGCAUCUCACGCGGCAUUCAAGGCGGUGCCUAGUGACAAUAACCUGGAAGCAAAGUUUAAUUAUAUUCCCGAUCAGCUCAGAUGGGAUCCCUUUAACGUCAACGAGGGUGUUGACUGGAUCCGCGGCCUAAAUAUGGUUGCCGGCACAGGUGAUCCUGCUCUUAAGAACGGCGUUGCUUAUUACAUCUACGGCGCUACCCUCUCCAUGGAAGAGAAGACUGCAUUUUAUAAUGCUGAUGGUGACAUGCUCAUUGUACCUCAGGUAGGCGCGAUUGAUGUCUGGACGGAGAUGGGCCGACUUCUCAUUCGACCGAACGAAAUCUGUGUCUUGCCUCGCGGUAUCAGAUACCGUGUCGAUCUGGUGGACAACCAGCCGAUCAGAGGAUUCGUACUAGAGAUCUACAACGGGCACUUUCAGCUACCUGAACUCGGACCCAUAGGAUCAAACUGCUUAGCAAAUGCUCGAGAUUUCCAGAUACCUGUUGCAGCAUACACCCAUGAUACCAAGUCGAUUUGGAUGGUUUACAACAAGUUUCGCGGCAGACUGUUCUCCGCCAGUCAAACACACACUCCGUUUGACGUUGUAGCUUGGGAAGGUAGAUAUUAUCCUUAUAAGUACGAUCUGGGGCGCUUCAACACCAUCGGGACCAUCUCAUAUGACCACCCUGACCCAUCAUUAAAUACUGUCCUCACUGCAACAUCCAACGCACACCCGGGGACAGCCAUUGCCGACUUCGUCAUUUUCCCGCCACGUUGGCUUGUCGCUGAAGAUACGUUUCGUCCUCCAUCUUACCACCGCAAUUGCAUGAGCGAGUUUAUGGGCCUGAUUCAAGGCUCAUAUAUCGCUAAGGAAGGUGGUAAAACGGGGUUUCAGGCAGCCGGGGCCAGCCUGCAUAAUUGCAUGAGCAGUCACGGCCCUGAUUCUGCGGCGUUUGACAAAGCCUCCAGCGAAAAGCUCGUACCUGUCAAGGCAGGUGUGGGCAGCAUGGCGUUUAUGUUUGAGAGUUGUUAUAUGGUUGGGGUUACGGACUGGGGAUUGACCACGUGUUCCAAAUUGCAACCGAAGUAUUGCGAGGAAAGCUGGGGGGGGCUACAAGACCAUUUUCAGCCGCCUAUUGGAGCGGGGAAUGAUGAUACUGUGGUAAAAUAG